This is a messenger RNA of Vombatus ursinus (common wombat), 636 nucleotides long. RefSeq names its product matrix metalloproteinase-24-like. The record is from RefSeq and is a predicted model, not a curated record. The transcript has 3 exons. NCBI's taxonomy places the organism in Eukaryota, Metazoa, Chordata, Mammalia, Diprotodontia, Vombatidae. The annotation marks the transcript as partial.
GUCCUCCUGCUGAGCCUCUGGAGCCCACCCGACCCCUCCCCACACUCCCUGCCCGCCGGAUCCACUCCCCAGAGAGGAAGCAUGAGCGUCAGCCCAGGCCCCCAAGGCCACCACUGGGAGACCGGCCAUCCACCCCGGGUACAAAGCCCAACAUCUGUGAUGGCAACUUCAACACUGUGGCUCUCUUCCGGGGCGAGAUGUUUGUGUUCAAGGACCGCUGGUUUUGGCGUUUGCGGAAUAAUCGGGUUCAGGAGGGCUAUCCCAUGCAAAUUGAACAGUUCUGGAAGGGAUUACCAGCUCGCAUCGAUGCUGCCUAUGAGAGGUCUGAUGGGCGAUUUGUCUUCUUUAAAGGUGACAAAUAUUGGGUCUUCAAGGAGGUGAGUGUGGAGCCUGGAUACCCUCAGAGCCUGGGAGAGCUGGGUACCUGCCUACCCCGUGAGGGCAUAGACACAGCUCUGCGCUGGGAGCCUGUGGGCAAGACAUACUUUUUCAAGGGGGAGUGGUAUUGGCGCUACAAUGAGGAGAGACGGGCGACUGACCCUGGAUACCCUAAACCAAUCACUGUGUGGAAGGGCAUCCCCCAAUCCCCUCAGGGGGCCUUCAUCAGCAAAGAAGGCUGUAAGUGUCCUGACCUGG